AUGGGCGGAGUGGGGAAGACCACUAUGAUGAAGAAGCUGAGGCAGACUGUAGUUGAAAAGAAAAUGUUCAGUUAUUUUGUUAUGGCUGUUGUAGGGGAAAAUCCGGACAUCAAUGCUAUUCAGGAAUCUAUAGCAAGUUACCUGGGUAUACAGCUAAAGGACCAAGCUAAACAGGUAAGAGUCGACGAACUUCGUCAAGGGUUUGAGGCCAAAUUAAAGGGAGGUGAAAGUAAGUUCCUCGUAAUACUGGAUGAUGUUUGGAAGCUCCACCAACAUUCGAGUGCUUCGUCUCCACCGAUGCUCAUUGAUGUUUGA
Lactuca saligna is the source of this 315-nucleotide messenger RNA. Lineage: Eukaryota; Viridiplantae; Streptophyta; Magnoliopsida; Asterales; Asteraceae. The record is from the annotation of a GenBank genome assembly.